GCAAAGCUAAGAUGCUGCCAUGAAAGCCUUGUGUUUGCUGCGCAGCGAUGAAAACUUCGCAGAGUGCGGCGUGCAAGAAGCCGGCAGUGAAGGUAGCGAUGAAAACAACGACGAAGACAAAGACUUUCAAGAGGACAAAGGCAUCGAUGAAGGCCACUUCAAAGAAGGUUCCGGCAAAAAAAGAUAAGGCAAGCCAGAAAACGAAGGCAAUGAAAGCAAUGAAGGCAAUGAAAGCAAUGAAGGCAAUGAAGGCAACCAAGUCGACCAAACGAGCUCCCAAGACAACAGCUCUUGGGAGAGCCAAGGUGAAUAAGCCAAUGAAAAAACCAUCUGCCAAGAAGACACCUUCAAAGACCAAGGUGCCCCAACGAUGGGCUCAGGUAUAUGCAAGAACCGGGGCCGACAUCGCCGACAUCGUUUUUGCAUGGGAUCUAAGGAGCUUCAAGCAGGCUGUUAAGCAACUCUCAGAUGUCAACAUACUUCAAGAGAGGUUUCGGGAUUGGAUCCUGUCCCUUCCUUCCGAUGGCCGUUUAGGACUCAGGAAGUUGGAAAUCUUAUUGACUGCUGGCUUGAAUGCGAAUAUGCCUGGAUUGUUGCGGAGAUGCGUUGGUCGGGGCGCCAGCGCAUGCGUGAAACUGCUCCUAGAACAUGGAGCUGAUCCGAUCGUGGAGCCAGCGCAGCCCAAUGCGUUUUUCCUGUUUGAAGUUUGUGCGCGUCCUUACUUGGAGGAUCAGGAACUGGAACAAGCACAGGCGGUGCUGCUUGAGCUGAAGAAGUUCCUUUUCACAAGUCCCAGGUAUUCAGCAAGAGCUUCAGAGCUAUGGAGAGAUGCCAUUGAACACAUGCAUGAGGCGUAUGUGCAACAUUUUGAUCGUAGAGGCCUCAUCCACUACAAGAAAUGGCUCAGGGACAACCUUCUGCAAUUUGUGGAUGAAGGCUAUCGCGAGCACGACCCAGAACAACAGGACAGGCGUGACAAACUGAAUGAAGAACUGCAAGACUUGCAGAGAGACGGCACCAUGUCGGUGAGAGAAGCAACCCUCCGGGAGAUGGUGCCCAUUGCUCUGCCAACAGUGAAAUCUCUGAAGGAGCUCUUGAGACUGGUGCUACCGCUCAUCUUCAGUCAAUGUCUAAGUGUUGGUGCUGAUAGAUGGACUUUGACGUUUGUCGGACACUACGACUACCAGAAUCGAUCACACUAUGAUGGUGCAGGUAUUGGAAAAAUGUACUCGAACAUCACCGGGCUGUCGCUUGGUGUGAGCGCAACCAUUGGCUUAGCCACGUUCUGCAGCCAGGCUUAUGGUGCGAAUCAGAGCGACAAGUUGAACCCCGUCUACGUACGCCGAGCUUUGCUGCUGCUAUGCCUUUGUUUUAUCUUCGCAUUUUGCAGUGCAGUGCUCUGCCAACCGCUGCUCAUUGCCUUGGGUCAACCCGCUGAUGUGGCCUACACCAGCGCCCGCUAUGCGCAAGUGCAGCUCUUGGGCGUUCCAUUCUACUGGCUGUCCAAUGCAGCAAAUAUCGCGUUGCAAUCGGCCAAGUACACAAUGCCUGGCUUGAUCAUGAAUUUAGUUAGCUCCCCUCUGCAGAUUCUGCUAUGCUUCGUUUUCAUGCAUCCGCAGCUCCUGAACAUGGGCUACAUUGGCAAUGCACUGGCUCGAGCCGUAGGUGGCAUGAUUUGUUGCGUGGUCCUCUUCACCGUCAUUCGGUGCCAACGGCUUCAAACAUUAGUGUGGCAGCGCGCUGCCGAUUCAGAGCCUGUGAUCAAGGCCGGUGCCUUCCGCAACUACUUGGCGGUGUCGGUGCCGGCCGCCUUGGUGGUGUGGUCCGAGUGGUGGGCCUUCGAGGUCCUGUCGCUUCUGGUGGGUCGAACCCCCAACGCUGUGGCAAACCUGGCCGCUCAUGGCACCAUGUUCAACAUCAUCGUUGUUUUCUACAUGUCAUGGACCAGCACUUGCACGGCAGUUUGCACCCUGGUGGGAAACCUCCUGGGAGCUGAGGAAAAUCAUCGGAUUCGACCUUUGCUGUACACCUCGGGGCUUUUCAGCUUGGUGACGUCUUUGUUCAUAGCAUUGGGCUAUGAAGCCCUGAAGCACGACUUCGCUCAGAUGUUCACAAAGGAUCUGCAAGUCCAGCAGCUCCUGGAGAAUAGCUCCCUUGGUUUGGUCUUGAGUGUACCCUGCUAUGCGCAGUUGAUGACCUUCUAUGGUGCCUUGCGCGGUGCGAAUUUCCAGAGGCCUGGAAUCCUGGGCACUUUCAUUGGCUACUGGGUCGUUGGACUGCCAUUGGCAGCCUUCUUGGGAUGCUACUGGCAUUGGCCCUCCCCUUUGCUCGGAGUUUGGUUUGGGAAUGCCACUGCUCUUGCCAUUGCUGGCACAUGGGUAUUGACUGCGGUGUUUUUCCGCAUCGAUUGGAUGACUGUCGUCCGCGUAAGCGGAGUCUCACCACUGUUGGAGAGGAGGUCCGAUCCAGAGGAUUGCAAUUCAGAGAUGCCGCCAGUCAGUCGGAAGGUGCCGCAGCAAGAACAAUCAUGA
Cladocopium goreaui is the source of this 2531-nucleotide messenger RNA. NCBI's taxonomy places the organism in Eukaryota, Dinophyceae, Suessiales, Symbiodiniaceae. The record is from the annotation of a GenBank genome assembly.